AUGCCAACUCCCGCCACAGACAUAGCCAACCUCUACAACAUCCUCGGCAGUAAUGAGCUCUCACGCCUUGACACCCAUCCUGUAGAGCUUCUCGUGACCCUCCGCACAAUCAGCGAAGCCAUUCCCCCAGCACCUCAGCGGAUUGCUGACGUUGGCGGUGGUCCCGGAAAAUAUGCAUUUGCCCUUGCGGAUCAAGGACAUUUAGUCGAUCUUGUCGACCUUAGUCCUGGGCUAAUCCAACUCGCUCAAGCCGAACAAGAUAAGCGUAAAGCUACUGGAAAGGAAAAUCUUCUUCAAAGCCUUUCAGUUGGAAACGCGCUAGACCCGACUAUUCUGCACCAUGGUACCUACGACGCUGUCCUGCUUUUGGGACCCCUGUAUCACUUGGUAGACAAGUCAGAGCGAGUAAAUGCUGUCGCCAAUGCUGUGCGGCUGGCGAAGCCUAAUGGCGUACUUUUUGUAGCUUUUGUAAGCAUUGCAGCGCAUCUCAGAGAUAUUGCAAUAAGAGAGCCAGGCAGACUUAUUGCAGACAAGGAAUUCUAUGCCAAAUAUCUUCAAGACGGCCGAUACGAGAAAUUUAAACCUGGAGUUGGGAACGCCCACAGUUUUCACACGCAAGUGGGCGAUGUCAAAUCUUUUUUUGCCGACAACUUCGCCGAUACGCUGGAGCUCAUAGAAUUGAGAUCUCAAGAAGGUAUCCUGGGUGGUAGUCUUGAUGCUACAUUAUCCAAGUCUCAGCCGCAGGUUCUUCAAGCCUGGGCUGAUUUAAUGUACGAGAAGUACUCUACUGGAGAGGAGUAUCUAGGGUGUGCAGAUCAUCUAAUUGCCGUUUUGAAAAAGAGAAGCUUGUAG
Molecule: messenger RNA, 852 nt
Organism: Trichoderma virens Gv29-8
Lineage: Eukaryota; Fungi; Ascomycota; Sordariomycetes; Hypocreales; Hypocreaceae
Exons: 2
Coding region: 1-852 (283 amino acids)
Molecular function (GO): S-adenosylmethionine-dependent methyltransferase activity
Source: RefSeq, a predicted model, not a curated record